GCUUCUUCUACUCCUAUCAAACCAUACCACAAAACCUCGAGUGAAUCAAUUUUCUGAUUAUGUUAUCUCUACGAGUCCCUACUCCUACGUCCUUCCAUCUCCGGCGACUUCACCCCAGAGAUAUUGAACGGCGAGACUGCUUUAUCUCUUACUCUCCCAGUUUCGUGAACAGAGGAGUCCGACUCGGAAUCAGAUCUUCUAGCUCAGGGGUUGCGUUUACGCCGGCGGAGGAAGAAGAAACUCUUCCGGAAGAGCUGCAGCCGGAGCUGAUGCCGAAACACGUGGCGAUUAUAAUGGACGGAAACGGAAGAUGGGCUAAGAAUCAAGGUCUUCAACCUUGGGAUGGUCACAGAGCCGGCGUUGAAGCUUUGAAAGAGAUCGUUGAGCUUAGCGGUAAAUGGGGGAUUCAAGUUCUUACAGUUUUCGCCUUCUCUACUGAUAAUUGGAUUAGACCAAGGAUCGAGAUUGAUUUCUUGUUUAGUUUAUUCGAGAGAUCGCUUAAAACAGAGUUUCAGAAGUUAGCCAAGAACAAUGUUCGGAUAUCGAUCAUUGGAGAUUCAUCGAAACUUCCGAAAUCUCUUCUAAGAUUGAUCAACGAAGUUGAGGAAGUUACUAAGCACAACACGAGGCUUCAGCUAAUCGUAGCUGUUGGUUACAGUGGGAAAUACGAUGUUCUACAAGCCUGUAGAGGUAUAGCGCAGAGAGUUAAAGACGGUGAGAUUGAUGUUGAUGAGAUAGAUGAGAGACUUAUCGAGCAAGAAUUGGAGACUAAUUGUACUGAUUUUCCUUACCCGGAUCUGCUGAUAAGAACGAGCGGUGAGUUAAGAGUUAGUAACUUCUUGUUGUGGCAAUUGGCUUAUACAGAGCUCUUCUUCGCUCAAGAGCUAUGGCCUGAUUUUGGGAGGAGCGGUUAUAUCGAAGCCUUGAUGUCGUUUCAGCAGAGACAACGACGCUUUGGUGGUCGAAAAUCAUGAGUAUUUUUUUUUUUUUGUGUUUCUUGCCAUUAACUAAUAGGUGUCAUGGGAACUGUAUAUGAUGUAAUAAUGGAUGUCUUUCUUUAUGCCUCAAGGACACUACUUUCAGUAA
Messenger RNA from Capsella rubella, 1086 nucleotides. Its product is annotated as dehydrodolichyl diphosphate synthase 2. The transcript is spliced from 3 exons. Lineage: Eukaryota; Viridiplantae; Streptophyta; Magnoliopsida; Brassicales; Brassicaceae. The record is from RefSeq and is a predicted model, not a curated record. Gene Ontology annotation, biological process: response to cold; plastid membrane organization; polyprenol biosynthetic process. The coding region runs from base 60 to 974 and encodes 304 amino acids. Gene Ontology annotation, cellular component: chloroplast stroma.